This is a messenger RNA of Durusdinium trenchii, 1887 nucleotides long. NCBI's taxonomy places the organism in Eukaryota, Dinophyceae, Suessiales, Symbiodiniaceae. The record is from the annotation of a GenBank genome assembly.
AUGGCCCGCGCUGUGAAGAAAGAGGGGCCAACCGAUGAGGAAAUUCUCCAGGCUUUUCGUGGUUGUGAGUUUUUGGAUGAAGAAGAGGCGACGCGGAAGGCUCCAGAGAUCAUGGCCGUGGCUGUGCCGUUGGCUAAAUCAUUGCACGGGGCUGUCUUUGAUGUUUUUCAGCUGCGCAUGGACGCGGCGUGGCAGGAUCGCUUUGUGAUUGCGCCGUCCAUUGCGAUUCCAAAUUCCAUUUGGGCAGUGCUCCUCCACCCCGGCUCGGUCAACACAUCAGGCCUGAUCCUGACCGUGGUGACCGCGCUGAACUUAAUCAUGAACCGGAGGCAUCAAGUCGAGGUCGCCGCUGCCAAGCAGGCAGCCCAGGACCGGCAAGAGGCAGGGCAGGACCCAGACUACUCCGCUGAGAGCUGUGUGGACGCAGGGGCAGCCGGCAAGCUGUGGGACGGGAGUCCCUGGCACGGGCCGGUGAUGGACAAGACGCGGGCGUUCACCAUCGAACGCCCGUGGUAUUCCAUCUUGGCCGCGGGACAUGUCCCUGAAAUGUUCCAAGCCACGCAGCGCGACGCCUUCGGGCUGCGUGGGCGUCUGACUGUUUGCGUUCCGCAUCCAAGGUUCCAACCUUUGCGUGACAUCAUCGCGGCAUGUCAGAGCCUAUGUGUCCCCUCGAAGAAGCCGGAGGAUUUCCUCGCAGGUUUACUGUAUCCAGUCUUGGCCAAUGCUUUGCGCCAUCCAGAAGGCAUGGCGCUGGUAUUGACCAAGUACAACCGUUUGGCUUGGGGAGUCCAUGUGCUGACGGAGGUUUGCAAGCUCUUCUUGGCUUGCAAAGAGGAUGAGGGUUUUGAGCUGGCAGGUCGCUGGGGUGCUGAUUUCCAUCCGCCUUUGACAGUUCCGAAUGCUAGCUUGGAAUUUGCGUAUUGGCUGGCAGAAUCCAUGGACCGCUGGUGGGCUGUUCUGGAUUUCGCGUCGCCGGCGCAUGUCUUGCCGGAGGACCCACCAGACAGCUCGCAGGCCAUUCCGGCAGCAGCGGCGUCAGCUCCACCUCGAGCAGGUGGAACAAUGCCAGCUCCAGCUCCAGUGUCAGGUGUGCAUAAGUUCCAAGGGAUGCUGGCCAAGUAUAGGGGCAAGAAUGAGCUCAACAAGGAUGAGCUGGAUUUUCUGCUGGGGGUGAAGUUGUCCGAUAUUCCAGAGUGGGCUGCGGCGCUACAGCGCCAUUCUCAGCCACAGGAACAGGGAGUGACAACGUAUCGUCAGGUCAUGAGCAUUGUUUUGGGACAUGAGGGUGCUUGGUUUAACUUCAACUACAGCCAAGCUGCGAAGAGAAGCCUGGUGAAGCUGGCCGGAAAGGACUUUGCCAACAUGUAUGCUUUGAUGUCUUGCUUGCUCUUGUGCGGCUUGGGGCUGGGCACUGUCGUCCGCACAUUGCCGACGGCGGGCGGUGGUCGCCCGAAUUGGUUCUUCUGCAAGAGGGCAGUGGUUGCAAGCAUGGAGUGGGCCCUUGCAGGAUUGGGCGUUGCUGCAGAAACUACUCCCACUUUGGCGUCGUAUGCUGCUGCUGUGCAGACAUCGUUGGCUGAGCCAUCCCCCCCGCGGACACCUUGCAUUGAUUGGCUGACUGCGGUCGCUUCUUCGGGGGAGCAGGCCACCGUCCAAGCAUUCUUGGGAAUGCGGCCUCCACAUGAAGAGGGGCGCGGCGAGGAGGCCCGUCCCGCAGCGGUCGAAGAGGAUUUCGACGAGGCGUGGUUUUCAUUUGGGCGUGGCUCCAGAGCUGUUCUUUGUUUGAAACUCGUGUUAGAAUUGGUUUUGAUUAGUGAGGAGGAGGCGGCGGAGGAGGGGCAUCCGGCUGCUGAGGAGCGCCUCGCAGAACCCAGCUUCGGCGCAUAG